Scedosporium apiospermum is the source of this 939-nucleotide messenger RNA. RefSeq lists its product as uncharacterized. NCBI's taxonomy places the organism in Eukaryota, Fungi, Ascomycota, Sordariomycetes, Microascales, Microascaceae. The transcript has 4 exons. Bases 1 to 939 code for a protein of 312 amino acids. The record is from RefSeq and is a predicted model, not a curated record.
AUGACCUCAAAACCCAUCUUUGCAGCCACUCACCCACGCGCCUGCUCAACAGCCUUCGAGAGGGUCUUCAUGACAUGUCGAGAUACCCUCGAAUGCGUCCACGAGCCCUUCGGUGAUGCGUUCUACUUUGGGCCCGAGCGUAUGAGCGAGCGCUUCGAGAAUGACGAAGCGUACCGCGCAAAGUCGGGCUUUGCCAAUACGACGUAUGCGGAUGUGCUCGGGAGUGUCCUGAAGUUGGUGGAUGAGGGAAAGAAACAAGUCUUCAUCAAAGACAUAGCCUACUAUCUCCUCCCGCCGGACGGCAAACCCGCCAAGAUCCCCCCAUCCCUCGCCGCUGCGGAAGAACCCAAGAACCCCACCGUCAUCCCCCUCGACUCCCUCCGCCGCUUCCAAUUCACCUUUCUCAUCCGCCACCCCCGCCGCAGCAUUCCCUCCUACUACCGCUGCACCGUGCCGCCCCUCGACCAAAUAACGAACUUCGACCAUUUCAUGCCCAAUGAGGCCGGCUACGACGAGCUCCGCCGCCUCUUUGACUACCUCAUCGCAGAGGGAGUCGUGGAUAGGGAGAAUCUAGUCGUUCUUGAUGCGGAUGACAUGCUUGACAACCCCGAGGGUGCCAUCAAGGCGUAUUGCGAGAGGGUUGGCAUUGCGUUUUCGCCGAAUAUGUUGAAUUGGAGCGAGGAUGAUACGGUGCAUGCCGCUGAGGCCUUUGAGAAGUGGAAUGGGUUUCAUAAUGAUGCUAUUAGUAGCUCGUCGCUGAAACCCCGUACUCACGCCCAGGAGAAGAAAAACUCCACUUCCGAGUCGGAAGACGAGGAAUGGAGGAAAAAGUACGGCGAGGAGGCGCAAAAGGUCAUUCGCAAGACUGUCGAGGCCAACAUUGCCGACUAUGAAUAUCUCAAGCAGUUUGCCCUCAAGGUUCCUGUGAGGACUGGGUAA